This is a messenger RNA of Adineta steineri, 882 nucleotides long. The record is from the annotation of a GenBank genome assembly. Lineage: Eukaryota; Metazoa; Rotifera; Eurotatoria; Adinetida; Adinetidae.
AUGAUAACAAGAAACUUACCACAACGACUUUUUGAUACUGAAUUUCGAAGAUUAGCGAAUAUUGUUAUCGAACCAACUGAUCACAUUAUACCGUCACCUAUCGUAUAUCAACCAUUACAAUUUAUCAUGGCUGAAAAAACUAUCGCUUCCAUCAUUAAUAAAUCAUUAGAACAAACAAAAAAGUUUUCUGGUAAAGCAGAAGAAGAUGCUGAUGAAUGGAUCAAAGAUUUAAUGUCGAAAUUUAAUAUGGCUGAACUCACAGAACCUCAAGCAUUGAAAAUUAUUCUAAAUUUUCUGGAUGGACCAGCUAAAGACUGGUAUAAUGAAAAUAACGCACAAUUUGAAUCAUGGAGUGUGUUUAAAGCUGAAUUUAUCCGUACUUAUUCGUCUCCAGCAACAAAACAAUUAGCUUCACAUCGUCUUCGUACUCGCCAACAACGUGUUGAUGAACCUAUUAUUGAAUAUUACAUUGAUGUUAUUAAAUUAUGUAAACUCGUUGAUCCAAACAUGACUGAUGCCUCAAAACUUGAUCAUUUAUGCCAUGGUUUAAAGUUAUCUUUAAUGCGUGAAGUAUUACGUCAUACACCACGUACUCCUGCUGAAUUUUUAGAAUACGCUAAACAGGAAGAAGUUCUUGAUUCCUUAGUCAAUACAUUAUUCAAUUCAACUACUCAUGAAGACAGACGUGAUAUGUACUCCGCUAAUUCAUUCACAUCAUCACCACAAAUGUCUGUUGUUACAUCUUCGUCACGAUUUCCUACACAAGAUGUACGUUACAGUUCACAACCUAAUCGUCAACAAGAAUCAUCCUCUUCUUCACAAUAUUCACUCUUUAAAUACUCAACGAUAUCAGUCGUACGUGAGGAAAUGGAAAGAGAAUAA